Molecule: messenger RNA, 2907 nt
Organism: Alternaria metachromatica
Lineage: Eukaryota; Fungi; Ascomycota; Dothideomycetes; Pleosporales; Pleosporaceae
Exons: 2
Coding region: 1-2907 (968 amino acids)
Source: RefSeq, a predicted model, not a curated record
AUGGCCUCCUUCAGCAGCGACAAGACGCCCUCGCUGGCCAGCUCCGUCACCUUCCAGAUGCCCACGACGGUGCGGCCUGCGCCGGCCUACAUUGCGGCAUCUGUCGCCUCGCAGACGGUUACCGACCACCACAAUGCCCAGCUGCGCGACCAGGACGCCGACACAGACGAGCUGCAGAACGCCAUCUUCUCGGAACAGGCAUUGGCCCUCCUCAAUGCCUUCCUCGACCACCUGCUCUUCGCUUUCCUCUCUAGUGCGCGCUCGCCCGCCCUGACGGCCAUCCGCCCCGCCGUGUCCGACGUGCUCAAGCCGCGACUGGCCCGCGAUGCCAUUGAGGCGGCCGACGAGGAGCUGCAGGGUCUGCUGGCCGGCGAGGACGACGACGAGCUCUCCACAGCGCAACUUAGGGCUGCCGAGCGGUGGGACGUGGAGAAGGUGUGGAAGCGCACCCGCCUGCGCAUCAUGGUCUACACCCGCCUGGGCGAGCUCGAGGACGAGGACGAGGAGCGCUAUGUCCAGCAGGAGCGCGGCCUCAGCAUGGACGACGACGAGGACGACGAGGCUGGGCUGGUCGCCUGGGCCUCUGCCAUCUUCCUCACCUCGGUCAUCGAGUACGUGGCCGAGCAAUUACUACUGGUCGCCGGCUCGGCGGCCUUUUCGCGCAUGGCCGCGCGGAUGAAGAAGCUGGCCCAGCAGAACGACGACCACGAGCAGCAGCUCAUCGAGCGUCUGAUCAUCGAAGAGCCCGACGUGGAGAAGAUUGCCCUCAACUCGGCCCUCGGCAGGCUCUGGCGGACGUGGAGGAAACGCGUGCGGUCGCCCAUCACGCCCAUGUCCCCGCGAGGUGUCCAGCAAACCCCAAGCUACUCGAGCCUGCACCACCGCAAAGCCAGUCGCGAGACCAUCAACACCCUACACAGCGAGCAUGAGCCCCUGCCCGAACACCCCCCGACCGAGACCGACAUCGCCGCCAACAUACCCCUCCCCAUCGGCGACAACGACGUCAACGAGAUCGAGGUGCCUGGCCUGGCGCCCACAUAUGAAGACGGGGCGGAGGGCUCAGGCAUGCAGACGCCCGUUCAGCGUCCGCAGCGGCCGUCCAGUGUGCUUUUGCUGUCUUCACUGGUGGAGUCCUCCAUCAAGAGCAACAGGCCCCGUCCCCUGUCCAUGCCGCUGCGUCAGGCACCACAAUUCACCAUGCCCCCACAAGCUGAGGAAGAGGAUACCCCCCUACAAGCAACAGAGGAGACUGCACAAGAUACUGAGUAUCAACAAGACGAGUCGUCCGAGGAAGAUGCCUCCAUGGUGGCAUUCGCAGCGGCCACUGGCAUGGGCUUCCGAAGGAGCGCAGUUGGGCCGUCGCAGGAACCAGAGCAUCAAGCUGAGAAGGUCGAGGAGACAGAGAAGGCUGAGCAGGCAGAUGAGACGCACGAGGCGACCCCCGAAAGCCCGCCCCAGGUCAUGCGGUCCAAGAGAAUGUCAAUCGAACGACCCGGCCCUCCAGGACUGAUCCGCACGUUCUCAACCCGCAGCUCGAGCCUCAAAUCGCCCGUUGGAACCCCCUUGGCAACACCAAAAGCCCCUGUCCACUCCGAAGGGCGAUCCUAUCUCGACGACGAGCCAUCAGACGACGAGCCAGAGCAGCAUCGUGCCAUUGGCGUCGCGCGAACAUCGGACAGCGUUAUACGGUCAGCCUCAAACUCCCCAUCAGAUUCGCCCCAUGAGCGGAGGAGGCCGGGCAGUGGAGGCUACAUUGAGGUGCCACCUCGAGACUUCACGCCAACGUCGCUUACAUACAGCAACACCCCCUCGCCUGAUAGCAAGCCCAACGUGCCAGACCGUUCCGUGGCACGUAAAGAGGUCAACAGAAGGUCUUUCACUGGCGCCGAGUUGGUUCCAGGCCCCGCCGCAUACGAAGGUCCCACCAGCGCACCGAGGAGACAGGAUCUAGCCCGUUCAGCAUCGCGUGGUUCGUCACUACCAGCGUUGCAGGAAGUCGAGAGCAAUACUCCACAGCACAAAAGGAAGACGCCGUCGAUUCACACGAGCCGGAGCGUGCGUACCUCGGACAGUCCCAGGCGAAGUCCUACGUCUGCGACUGACACGUCCGAGCGACGAGCGACGAACCGCCUAUCUACGGACGAUUCGGCUCGUUCUCCGCAUGUGGCCGAUAAAUCCUCUUCGGACAACUCUUCGCUGAAGCGCGGUACAUCGACCUCAUCCUCUCUUCGGAAGCAGGGCGCUUAUCCCGUCGUCUCAAGCGGACGGGAGUCUAUUGGAAGCCACCGCUCCCGUGGACUGAGCGGCCGCAUGUCUGAAGAAGACCGCGCCCGCGAAUUCGACUCUUUGGUCAAAGGACAGGAUACGGUAAAGUUUACAUUAACCCCCGAAAGCGUGCGAACUGCUGAUGUAAGUCGUGCUUGCUUCCCUGGAUCACAUGUGCUAAUGAUCUGUAGAAGGAAUCCCCCAUCGUCAAGAAGGCGGAACUACGCAGGCCCUCCGCAUCUUCCGUCACUGUGUAUCCCCGCGUCAAUGCCGAAGACAAGUCGUUUGGCACUGCGAACCUGCCCAACACCACAGCACCGAGAGCAAAGGGACCUACCGCCGCCAAUCACAAGCCUUCACCCAGUCGGAAGGUGGUUACCAGGCCGCUUGCGAGAGAUCCGAAGAUCGAGUCUGAGUCCAUGCGUGACUUUGCUGACUUUAUUCGGUCGACUGGUCCUUCUCCCGGACAAGAGAAGCCCGUGCAGCCCUUUGUCAACAUCAGCGGGAACGGCCAAAAGUCGGGCAACCAGUCGACCUCGUCUCUCGGACGUAAGAUGUCCAUGUCGAAGCAGUCCAGCAGCGCCAACGGAUCAGCGACGCGAGCUCGCCCAAACAUGGAGCCUCGCAGUCCCGCAGGUCUAA